Nylanderia fulva is the source of this 2583-nucleotide messenger RNA. RefSeq names its product LHFPL tetraspan subfamily member 5 protein (gene Lhfpl). Gene Ontology annotation, cellular component: plasma membrane. Gene Ontology annotation, biological process: sensory perception of sound. Lineage: Eukaryota; Metazoa; Arthropoda; Insecta; Hymenoptera; Formicidae. The record is from RefSeq and is a predicted model, not a curated record.
AAUUUAUAUAAUUGUCGCGGAAUGGAGUCGCAGACGCAGAAAUCCGUUCCGACAAAAUCAGUCGUGUGUGCCACCUUUUCGAUGUCACCUUUCUCUUCUGUAAGGUUCCGUAAGUAAGGGACCAUUCACGAUAGGGGCCUCCUUAUUCUCUCCUCUUUCUCACUCGCGCUCUCUCUCUCUCUCUCCUUUCAGCACGCUCACCUGGCAACCUGAGAGAGGCCUACCCGGACUCCGGACGGCCAUCUUGAGGCGCGCCGUGCAGUAUCGCGCUCCUCGUCUCUCUCCCGGGCAUUCUCCGCUCGUCCUUGCAGCCGGUCGCAUGCGCCGCGUGUGCAUCUCAUGCAGGUCUCGACGUGCCUCGACGCAGCCAGCGAGCAACGGAGAUCACGCCGGUAACGUUCGCGCAGCCUCCACCUGGCUCCUCCCUCGCGCAUUCUUCGAUAAGGCCCUGCGUCGGUGACGUCACCGGUAUCCUCGAUUCGGAAGGUUUUUUCCGCGAAAAGUGUCCGCCUCCGAAGAACGCACGUGCAGAGUGGAAAGAGGUGCCUGUGCCAAUCUUCAGCGACCCGUGAACGCGAGCCGAGACCAAAUGUCACGGACGAUGGGAAUACGAUCGUGCCAUCGUUGAUUAUUCGAGGAAUAUACACGCAGUAGGAUCGAAGAAACAGCCAGGAAACAACUUAAGAGGAUCCGUCCGGGACUGCGCUAUUAUUAUUGUGAGACCCAAGACCCGGAGUUCCACGAUUCUUCGAGAUAUCAUCGCGUCAGACCCCCGCGAAGGGAGAGCGUUUUUUAAAUCGCGAGAAAUCGUCGUGUAAUAUCGUCGUUUCGAAGCAGCGAAAGUACACGGGUUCUCUUUGUUCGCGCACGAGGAGAGAAUAAGAAUUUCCCCACCGCACGAAUGUGACCCGCGUGACUAGUGUGUCUUAUACACAUGGUGGUUCCAUUGUUGUCGAACAAUCGGACGGUAGUGAACAUAUAUACACGCUCCUUCAAGAUCAACGACCUUCUCGUCAGGUGUGAUAACUGUUCAGGUCAGCGCGAAGAAAGCUCUAUGUAGGAUUUUCUUCAGUUUCUUUUUUUUCUUUUCAAUUCACCGAUCUUUCUCUCGACCGUUCCGUUGUUGUACAGAACUACGGAAUUCCGCUGGAGUUAACGGUUGAAUGAUUUCGCGUGGAAAAAGGAGCGUUUUUUCGAUCACCGGCCUCGCGGUCGAGACAUCGAGUUUGUUGUUUGUCGCGUUGAUCGAUUAGUUGUGGUGACGAUUCAGCAGGAUGGGUUCGAAGAUCGAGUACGUCGAGUCCUCGCACAUGUACGCGACCAAUUACAUUCGUAAUUCCAAGGCGAUCGGCGUGCUGUGGGGUAUCUUCACCAUAUGCUACGCUAUCAUCGGCGUCGUCGCGUUCGUUACGCCGGAAUGGCUCGGCGAUUUGCAACACGAGAAUCCAGGAAGAUUCGGUCUGUGGACCAGAUGCAGCUACGGCGGUAAUGGUGAGUUAGGUGAGGAAUGUAUCGGCCGACUGGACGAUCUGUCGACAAUCGCCAACGUUCCCUUCCGAGCCAGCACUAUCCUAGUCGGUAUCGCGGUGCUGAUUGCGUUGCUGGCGAUCUGCGCGAUGCUGAUGUUCUUCUUCUGCCAAAGCACCACCGUCUUCUACAUGUGCGCCUGGAUGCAAGUGGUAUCAGCGAUUUGCAUGGCAGUCGGAGUGUGCAUCUAUCCUCUGGGUUGGGAUUCGCCUGUGAUUCGCGCCGUAUGCGGUGCAGCUGCAUCUAGAUACAAUCCUGGCGCCUGUGCCGUGAGAUGGGCGAUACCGCUGGCUGCAAUUGCGGCUUUGGACGCGGCUACCUUGUCGGCUCUUGCCUUCAUCCUGGCCUCCAGACACGUAAGGCUGCAACCGGAGCCUUUCAAUAACGGGUCCCUGUACAAAGGCGAAGUAAAUCCAGGCUACAUCAAUGAGGCACAGAGCGUAGCCGGAUCCCGCAAGUCCUUGUCUUUAAGACCGGUUCUCCUGGUGGCACCACCUGAACAGGACCGGUACAGCGAGCUCUCCAGGGCGAAGUCGCAUUCGCAUCAUAGUCUGUAUUCGCCGGCACCGUCGCAUCCGGUGCACACCAUGUCGACGAAUACUCUCAAUCAUUCGCAACAUAAUUUCCAGCUCUGAGAUAGUCAAUCGUCAAAAAAAGAACAAAACAAAGGUUAUUAAAUAAACCUGUAUAUAGUCUGCCAGAGAAAAGCAAUAUUGUACAUAAAAAAACAAAACAAUGGUGGAUAAUUUAUGCGCCGUGUCUUGAACGGAUUAUUCGCAACGUUAAGUAUUUUAUCAGGAAUAGAAUCUCUAAAUAAACAACGAAAUUAUGUAUAAGACAGAUACAAUGGUAGAAAUUGUUUCUCAGCCACUUAGCGUUCAUUGUUUGUGCCGUGAAUAUGACUACAUUGACAUAUAUAUAUGUAUUCUUCAUAUAUCUCAUCGAUAUGUUGUCUUUCUUAGGUUAUUCUUUUUACAUAUAUAUAUAUAUAUAUACACUUUAUAUAACUAUUAUAAAGUUUUAAUGAAGAUUAUAUAGAAGAUAUGUUAAAUACGA